Menidia menidia (Atlantic silverside) is the source of this 2234-nucleotide messenger RNA. The record is from the annotation of a GenBank genome assembly. Lineage: Eukaryota; Metazoa; Chordata; Actinopteri; Atheriniformes; Atherinopsidae.
UGUUGGCCCAACAGGCAUCCCGUCAUGCUCGCGGACCGAGCGCUACGUCAGCAGUGAUACAGAAACAUGGCGGUGUCCGUGGCACAGUACCCGGCUGCCAGCGUUCGAAUGUUGAUAUUAAGUUUCCUCGCAACGUUAAUUCUUCAGCGAGGCGUCGCCGACGUCACCCCAGGUGCCUCGGCUUCGGAGGAGCCUCCUCACCGCCGGUUCGAGUACAAAUACAGCUUCAAAGGUCCUCACCUGUCUCAGAGCGACGGCGGGAUCCCGUUUUGGAUCCACACUGGAAAUGCUAUUCCAAGUGCAGAUCAGGUGCGCAUUACUCCAUCCCUCAGGAGUCAGAGAGGCGCCGUUUGGACAAAAAACAAGGUCAACUUUGAACACUGGGAAGCCGAGGUGACCUUCAGGGUAUCCGGAAGAGGCAGGAUGGGAGCGGACGGUUUGGCUGUGUGGUUCACAACUGAACAGGGCCUUGAGGGCCCGGUUUACGGAGCUGCUGAUAAGUGGGAUGGAGUGGGAAUCUUCUUUGACUCGUUUGACAACGAUGGAAAGAAAAAUAAUCCAGCUAUAAUUGUUGUUGGCAACAAUGGCAACCUUGUUUAUGACCACCAAAAUGACGGCUCCACGCAAGCCCUUGGAACAUGUUUACGAGACUUCCGCAACAAGCCCUAUCCUGUCAGAGCCAAGAUAGUAUACUACAAAAAGACACUGACAAUCUUGAUCAACAAUGGAUUCACUCCAGACAAAGAAGACUAUGAGUUCUGCACUAAGGUGGACAACAUGAUCGUUCCUUCAGAGGGCUUCUUUGGCAUUUCAGCUGCCACUGGUGGUCUGGCAGAUGACCACGAUGUUUUGUCCUUCUUGUUAUUCAGACUCACUGAACCAGGCCAGCAACCGCCCCCAGUUGAUUCUGAAAUUCCUAAAGAGGAGAAGGACAAGUACCAGGAGGAAUUUCAAAACUUCCAGCAAGAGCUUGAUAAAAAGAAAGAGGAGUUCCAGAAGGAGCACCCAAAUGUCCAAGGAGAGCCAAUUGAUGAUUUGUAUGAAAGUGUGAAUGACCGGGAGAUCCGUCAAGUGUUUGAAGGCCAGAACCGCAUCCACCUGGAAAUAAAACAGCUUAACCGGCAGCUGGCUAUGAUCCUGGACGAGCAGCGGCGGUAUGUCUCAGUUCUCACGGACGAGGUUGCCAAGAAAGCGGCGACUGCAGGAUCAGGACAGGUGGACCCGGCAGCCAGCCAGCAGCUGGGCUCCAUCGUAGCCACGCAGCAGGAGGUCCUCAGGAACCUGAACGAGCUGAGGAGCUCUUUCCACGAGUCACUGAAGCAGAUUGGCUCUGCCCAGCCGCAGGCUAAUGCAGGCGGCAUGGGGACAUACGAGACUAUGCAGCACUUCAACGACAUCAAAGAGCAUCUGCACUUAGUGAAAAGAGACGUGGAGCACCUGGUCCAGCGUAAUGUUCAGAAUCCUGCUGAGAAAGUUGUGAAGUGCCCCGAGGUGCCUCCCAUGCCUUCCUGCUUAUCUACUGUUCAUUUUGCAAUAUUUGUAGUCAUCCAGUCCGUGCUUUUCUUCUGCUACAUCAUGUACAAAAGUCAACAAGAAGCAGCCGCAAAGAAGUUCUUUUGAUGAAACAAGUGUGUACCUGAGGGAAUGUCCUUUUUUUCGUAAUUUACUUUUUCUUUUUCAAUUUAUUUCAGAUUGUAAGUUAUUGUACUUGAAAAAUAUUGGUUUUGUUGAAUACGUUUUUUAAUUGAUAGAUUUUUAAUUUGAUCAGUAAGAUGUGUGUGAAUGCUGGUGUGAGACCUGCUGUUCUGGAUUUCCAACAUGAUGUAACAUUAUCCUUACAGUAUUUCUGGUUGGUCAGAACCUUAGUUUAUUUUCAAAAGCUGAAAUCUGCCACCCUCCCAUUACACGAGAUAAAAAAAAAAGGAACCUGUGUUUUGAAACAUGCAAUUUUGUAUAAAAUACUGCAGAUUGUUGUCUGACAUGUCCUCUGCCUGAACAAUUUACAUAAACAGUUGACACAAAUUACUCUGUGACCGCUCCUCAUUUAUUUAUUUAUCUCAGUGAAAGAAGCAUCUUCAGUGCAUGCAGAAUGAAUCCAAUGCCGAGUAACUUGCCGUCUUUCAUCAGCAAGCGCUUCAUCAUCAAACUGCUGCUUGAUACUUUUUAGAGGACUUGCAGCAUUCUGUAAUUCUAAUUUUUUUUAAACUGUUCAGUUGCCUAAAUAUAAUGUUUCU